AUGGAGAUCACGAAGAUGGACGAGACAAUCACCGGCAAAGUAAGGUUCGGCGAUGAUUCGAGAGUAGACAUAAGAGGAAAAGGUUACAUUCUUUUCACGAACAAGGACGGUGAACGGAAGAUCUUAACUGAUGUCUACUACAUACCAGACUUGAGAAGCAAUAUCAUAAGUCUUGGACAAGCAACGGAGUCAGGAUGUCACGUGAGUAUGAAGGAAAAUUACCUGACCGUGCACGAUCGAGAGGGAAAGCUUCUAGUAAAAGCAAACAGAGAGAAAAACAGACUGUACAAAGUACUCAUGGAGGUAGAGAGUACAAAGUGUUUGCAAGCUGAAGCCCUAAACGACUCGACGAGAUGGCAUGCCAGGUUGGGGCACAUUGGAAUAGAAGCUUUGAAGAGUAUGGUAAACAAGGAACUAGUCAGUGGCAUACCACGAUUGUCACUCGAUAAAGCAACAUGUUCAUCGUGCUUACUUGGGAAACAAGCAAGGAAAAGUUUCCCACAAGCAACAUCUUAUCGUGCUAGUAGUGUUCUUGAGCUCAUACACGGAGACUUGUGUGGUCCAAUCACACCACCAACACCAGCCCGAAACAGAUACAUAUUUGUAUUGAUAGAUGAUCACUCAAGGUAUAUGUGGUCAAUCUUGUUAAAGGAGAAGAGUGAGGUGUUUGAAAGGUUUAAAGGGUUUAAAGCUCUUGUCGAGCAGGAGACCGGAGCCACCAUUAAGACGUUUCGGACUGAUAGAGGAGGAGAGUUCAUGUCUACGGAGUUUCAAGAUUUCUGUGAUAAGAGUGGGAUCAAGAGACAUUUAACAGCACCCUACUCUCCUCAACAGAAUGGGGUUGUAGAGAGAAGAAAUAGAACACUACUAGAGAUGACAAGAAGCACUCUCAAGCACAUGAUUGAAAUUCCACAUCUAAAGAAGUUGGAUGAUAGGUCACGAUUGGUGGUGCAUCUCGGAACGGAGCCAGGAUCAAAAGCUUAUCGGCUAUUUGAUCCAAUCAAUCGAAAGAUAGUUGUGAGCAGGGACGUAUUUUUCGAUGAAACCAAGAGAUGGAAGUGGAAAACAGAGGAGAAAAGAACCAAUGAGAAUUCAGAAAUUUUUGGUUUCACGUUUGAUGAGUUUGACGAUGAAGCUAUGAAAGGAGAGAAUCCAUUAGAAGAGGAACCAGGGGAGAGCGAAGAAGAAACAGAAGAGAAUGAGAAUUCAGAAGAUUCAAGAGUUCCUCUUCUAGAGAACGUGAACGAAGACGAGCAGGUCCAAGAGCAGCUCCGUAGGUCAACGCGAGUGAAGGCUAAACCGAGCUACUUGGAAGACUACAUCAUGUUAGCUAAACUCGAAGGCGAGCUUAUGUUGUCGAGCUUAGACGAAGAACCGUGGAGCUACAAUGAGGCAAAAGAGCUGAAAGUAUGGAGAGAUGCAUGUAAAGAAGAAAUUUGUUCUAUAGAAAAGAACAAGACAUGGAGCUUAGUUGAUCUACCCAAUGGAGCAAAGGCAAUCGGACUCAAGUGGGUAUUCAAGAUCAAACGAAACUCAGACGGGAGCAUUAACAAGUACAAAUCCAGGCUGGUAGCUAAGGGAUAUGUACAGAGACACGGUGUUGAUUUCGACGAGGUGUUUGCACCAGUAGCUCGCAUGGAGACAAUUCGAUUCAUCAUUGCUUUGGCUGCAUCGAAAGGCUGGGAGGUGCAUCACCUAGACGUUAAAACUGCGUUUCUACAUGGGGAGUUAAAAGAAGAAGUGUAUGUAAGCCAACCAGAGGGGUUUGAAGUCGAAGGUAGUGAGAGCAAAGUGUACAAGUUACACAAGGCACUCUAUGGUUUGAAGCAAGCACCAAGAGCUUGGAACACUAAGCUGAACAAAAUCCUCAUGGAGUUGGGAUUUGUCAAGUGUUCGAAGGAGCCAUCUCCUUCUGGUAGCUGUCUAUGUUGA
Molecule: messenger RNA, 1932 nt
Organism: Microthlaspi erraticum
Lineage: Eukaryota; Viridiplantae; Streptophyta; Magnoliopsida; Brassicales; Brassicaceae
Source: the annotation of a GenBank genome assembly